Molecule: messenger RNA, 792 nt
Organism: Lentinula edodes (shiitake mushroom)
Lineage: Eukaryota; Fungi; Basidiomycota; Agaricomycetes; Agaricales; Omphalotaceae
Exons: 2
Coding region: 1-792 (263 amino acids)
Source: RefSeq, a predicted model, not a curated record
AUGUCGCGUCACUACUCAUCCCGAUCCUCAUAUUCUUCAAGUGGUCCGAACACUCCGGUCAUAAUUCUUUACGACACUCCAGGUCAUAGUCCGCAACCAUGGGCGCCCAAUAUCUGGCGAAUCAGGUUUGUUCUGAAUUAUAAGCGACUACGAUAUCGGACACAGUGGGUCGAAUUUCAGAACAUCGAGGCCACUUUACGCAGUAUCGGAGCACCCCCAAGUUCAGUGCGCAGUGACGGACGCCCUGUCUAUACACUUCCCGUCAUUGUCGACCCAACACGAAGCCCCAGCCGUCCAGAGAUACUCUCUAAUCCGAACAACAUUGCUGAGUAUCUGGAAACGUACUACCCUGCACGCUCAGUUUUCCCAGAGGGAAGUCGUGCAUUGCAAUCGCUUUUUGUUCACUACAUACAGGAAACCUUUGCGAGACCUUUGCUACCCAUCAUGGUUCCCCUAAGCGCCAGAGGUUUACCAGAGCGCAGCCAGCCUCCGUUUAGCCACUCACAUACUGUAAACCCGCUUCCGCCAGGACCACAGAGGGAGCGGGCUUGGGAGUUGGUGAAAGAGCAAUUCGACUUUUUGUCCGCUAUCCUUGAUAAGAACUCAAUGGAUGGCGAUGGCGUUUGUGCCAUGGGCAAUUCAGUUUCAUAUGCCGAUUUUGCGCUGUGUUCAGUUCUUCUAUGGAUAGAAAACAUGGCGCCGCAUGAUGGCUGGGCUCGCGUCAGGGAGUGGAAUGGAGGACGCUGGAUUCGAUUGCGAGAGAAAUGCCGAGAUUACAUGGACGUUUUUUGA